Benincasa hispida (wax gourd) is the source of this 705-nucleotide messenger RNA. RefSeq lists its product as uncharacterized. Gene Ontology annotation, biological process: regulation of DNA-templated transcription. The record is from RefSeq and is a predicted model, not a curated record. Lineage: Eukaryota; Viridiplantae; Streptophyta; Magnoliopsida; Cucurbitales; Cucurbitaceae. Gene Ontology annotation, molecular function: DNA-binding transcription factor activity; DNA binding.
AUGGCCGCCGGUAGAGAAACCAACAGAUCCGCCGCAGUCUCCCGCUGCAUAUCUAAAUCUUCGGCACGACGGUUCGUCGGAGUCCGGCAGCGGCCGUCCGGCCGGUGGGUAGCGGAAAUAAAAGACUCUUCUCAGAGAGUUCGCCUCUGGUUGGGCACUUACGACACACCGGAGGAAGCCGCUAGAGCCUACGACGAGGCCGCCAUUGCUCUUCGCGGCGAAAACGCGAGGACCAAUUUCGUGUCUCCGGCGACCGGUUCAAAAUUUGCCGACAUCGGCGUGUUGAAAGCGAAAUUGAGCAAGAAUCUGCAGAGUAUUAUUGCGAGAACGAGCCAACAGAGCAAAUCGUUGAAAAACAGAGUGAGCGAUCGGUUCACUUUUGGGAAUAUUUUCAAUUUCAGAAGCUAUCAAUCGGCAACAAUGGCGGAUUUGACGGUCAUUGAUAAAGCUGCUGUACAGCCGAGCAUAAUUGUACCCCACAUAGAAACCGAUCAGCCCGGUUCGUGGGAUAGCAGCGACGGCGAUGGAUUCCGGCAACUGGGUUUCAGUUCCGAUGGGUCAGAGGCCACCGGAGAUUGGUGGGUAGAUCGAAUGUUGGAAGAUGAUUAUUGUAAUGAAGGUUUGAAGAGUAAGAGGUUUAGGGUUUCUUCUUCUGUGGUUGUACCUCCAACUUUUAGUGGGUCACCUAGCUAUGGUGAAUGUUAA